This is a messenger RNA of Brassica oleracea var. oleracea, 557 nucleotides long. Its product is annotated as UPF0725 protein At4g29550-like. Bases 1 to 369 code for a protein of 122 amino acids. NCBI's taxonomy places the organism in Eukaryota, Viridiplantae, Streptophyta, Magnoliopsida, Brassicales, Brassicaceae. The record is from RefSeq and is a predicted model, not a curated record. The transcript is spliced from 3 exons.
AUGAAUCCAGCUGACCGUUCUCGAUUCACUUUGGAGACGUGCGUUAAGCAUAACUAUGAACAAGUUACAAGCGGACUGGGUUUGUGGUGGGAGACGCACAUUUGCAGGGUGGAAGGUAGCGAAGAGGCUGAUUAUGAGUGGGACGAUGGAGCCGUAAAUGAUUAUUACAAAGGUGAAAUGCCCGAAUGGCUGUCUGAUGACCAUCAGCAACGAUGCUACGUGGUUGAACAAUCAGAGCUUCAGGACAAAAAAAAUUGGUGGCUGCCUCUCUUGACUGAAUUUGCCUUCUACACAAAAUGGAAUGGAACCCUCAGGGCGAGAGAUAUUGCGGAAUGCAGAUCUUUGAUUACUGGUUGUGGAAACUCUUGAUGAAGAAGCUGAGAAAGAGCCGAGUGAUAAGCUCAAUGCGGCCAAUGCAAUCUUCUACAUAACUUUUGAGUGCGUGGAGGAUCCAACGAAAGGUCGUUACAGGGCGGUUUUACGGAAGACGAUGGAUGGGAAACCUGGGCACAUGCGCCUCGAGGUUAUGUGUUGGUGCAUGAGCGAGAGAGCCGAAG